GUAACAUCCGGCCAAGUAAUGAGGUCUAGGUCGUAACAAUUCCAAGGCCACGACAGAAGAAAGAAGGUUCAGAUUGAGUGCUAGGGUUAGGUAUAUACGGUUACGUUCGUAAUUCCAUUUGUUAGGAAUGAACAUUAUCUGUGCACAUGCGAUGAUAUUUGUAAUAUGUCUCACGAAUGGGUGUUCCACAAGGUUGUCAACCCGCGGGUCAACCCGGGUUGGUCUGGACCCACUUUUUAAAACGAGUUAUAGCAAUCCUUUUCACUAUCAGCCCGAAACUGGUCAAAUCCGCUGAAAUCCGGUCAAACCCGGGUGGUUAGCCCGUCAAACCAGGCCAGCGGGUUGCUCCAUCUGCCCACCGUUUUGGGGUUGUGCGGAGGCGUUCUAUGGCUCUGCUGGGGAGAAGGCGAGAAGCAAAGAGAGCAAGAAACCCUACCACUCGUCCAUCACCUUCAUUCACUCCCGCAGUCCAGCAGCCGCUCGAGGUCCCUUCAUCGGCGGCGCGCUCGAGGUCAUCAGAGAGAGUCGACCUUCUCAGCUUGGCCGCCACCUACCUCCGAUCUCCCUCCCUCUGCCUCGUCCCCUCGGCCGUACUCCUUCUCCCCAGCCUCGAGAUCAAUCGCCCAUGCCUCCCUCUUCUCCUCCGGUUGGCUCCCUUUGUAUCCACACUCCCCCAGCAAUGAAUUCGGGGAUCAACUAGCUUGAAAUUGGAUGGGGGUUGAUGAUAGGUCAGCCAAUUUGUUUGGUUGGGCUUUGCGUUUGAUCAGGAAUUAGUGAACUUGGAAAGUAAAAUCAGUGGAGGGGAAUGAAAAGAGAAAGCGAGUAGAAUUGACAGAGAAAUUGGAUGGUGGUGAAGAUGCAGAUGAUGAAGGAUUGAAGGAAAAAUGAACGAGAACAGAGGAAGGGAAGAUGAUAAGGUGUGGGGGUGUGGCACAUCACAACACAUCGUCGCAAUAAUAAUAUUGAUUAAAU
Linum trigynum is the source of this 972-nucleotide messenger RNA. NCBI's taxonomy places the organism in Eukaryota, Viridiplantae, Streptophyta, Magnoliopsida, Malpighiales, Linaceae. The record is from the annotation of a GenBank genome assembly.